Molecule: messenger RNA, 2966 nt
Organism: Hydractinia symbiolongicarpus
Lineage: Eukaryota; Metazoa; Cnidaria; Hydrozoa; Anthoathecata; Hydractiniidae
Exons: 5
Coding region: 671-2506 (611 amino acids)
Source: RefSeq, a predicted model, not a curated record
CUACGUAAUCUCUUUUCGUAUAUUCAUCGUGUGACAGAAGUUCGGUAGCGAUCGCAAAAAACAUGAUCGCGAAAUAUCGAUCGCCGGAGGAAAUUGAAUAAAAGUACAUUCUUUUUAACUUCAGCAUCCUUAAUAGUCUAUUAUACUUUUUUUCGCGCUGUUUUCGCCUCGCUAAUACAUAGAAAUGUAUAUUUCAAAGUAAGUUAGUUUUACGGUUGAAUGAUUCCUUGAAACGAGCGAACAUUCGUUUAAUGCCGUUUUCAAGUUUUUUGCUUAUUUCAAACGCUGUUGUCCUGCUGAGUCAUUCAGGAUACUGCAAAUGCGUUAAACCAACCUUGUGUUCAAUCCUCUCACACGUAGAAUGUACUUGGGUUUAGUUUUUAAGGCUGUUAUAGAGUUGUUUUUUGGAAGGAGAUAGAAAACACCUUCAAACAAGUUUGAAAAGUUUUGAAUUUGAUUUAGUUGAUCAAACAUUUCAAUGUUUAUGUUUAUAUCUGAAUGGUAAAGUUUAUAUAAACGAGAAGCGGGAAAUAAGAAAGCGAGUUGUUUUUAAGCGUGAUAUUCACACAAAUUUAAUCAACUUUCAAGAACGAGAAAAAUUUUCGGGAGAAGGUAAACAUGGAAAAGGACAAAACGUAGAUGCAAGAUUUAAAAGGAAAAAGAUCAAGAAAUGGUGGAGAAUUUUCUGCUAGUUUUACUCAUAACUGCUCUUGUGGAUGGCGAUACAAUCAAGAAGGCGAAAGAACGAAAGAAAAUAUAUGAUGUUUCGAAAGAAAAAAGUCAGAACUUUAACCUACCGAUAAUUGAUGUGGUAAAAAAACACGGUAAAACAAAAGAUGAGGUUUAUGAUGAAAAUUUGUUCGAACUGUCAAAGCAAUUCACAGGCGUUGACCAAUCAAGAAUUAUGGACGGGUUUAAAUUUUCUCCAGAUUUAGUGGACUAUAUCAAGACGCACUCCUACUUAGAGGUUUUAUGGUGUUUUAAACUUUACAAGGAAAUGACAUUUUACAAAACCUUUGAGAAAAUCCUCUCCUUGGAACCCAUGAAUAAGUUCACCAUAUUCAGUGCAACAGGCUCAAAACCAUGGCCUUCUGGGAAAAAUCCUAGACACGUGGUUUGUGACGCAAUUUCAAAGCAGCCUGUAACAAGUGGACUUUAUGAGAAAUAUUUGGUACCUGCGCGCUGUAAAGCGUUACAUGUGACUACAGAAGCAUACCAUAGUGUGCUUAAAUUCUUUAAUAUCAAACAGUUAGCCACAAGGUUGGAAUUCGCGCUGGCUUUAGAUAUUCAAGUUGUCAUUGAUCGAAUCAAACCGAAAAUAAAAACAGCUCUAGUGAAAAAACUUAAUGCUAUAUCGUUCGAAUUAAUUAUUGAGCGAGAAAAUCGAGCAAACGGUAACCAUGGGAACAUUCCGCAACUGCAUAGCUCCAUUUUGAAAUUAAUUUCAGACUCGUAUCGUAUUCCCCAUCAUGCAUUGGAAGCUUUGUUAAAUUAUUAUUCAGAAGCUCCGCGAAAAAUUGCAGUAUUAAAUGAAGCAUCGUUUCGAAGCGUUUGCCAUUUUACGAAAGUAGCGAAAUCGUAUAACGUGUCGUUUGGUGAAAUUUACGCAAAAAUGGACGCUGCAAUGAGUGAUUUGUAUCGAAUGCUGAAAAUGCCGUUAAUAUUAGCUCUCGAUAAAAAUCACAUACAACAUAGCAUAGUAAACAAAACACUUCUUAGUAUAAUGAUCAUCAUUGCCCGCGAACCGGGUGGGGUUAUUAUGUCCUACUAUGGCAUGCCGGACGAAGUGCGAUCGUUUAUCGAGAAAACACGCAUGUCGAAAUUCCAUAUUAUUAUGUCGCAAAGUAAAAUAAGACUCGAGCAUUUAUCGAUUGAUUUCUUCGUUAAUUUGUUACGCAAACAAACCGUGGCAUCGAUAAAGGACGGAAAUUUACGUCACGACCCGGAAGAAAUUAACGCGGCAUAUAUAUCGUCAGUUAAGAAAAUUAUCACAAAAUCAACUUUGGUUGAUUUUCAAAGGAUUUAUCAAAAAUCGUGGCCGCUCGAGAAACUUAAGGAUGUUUCCUUGUUGGAUCUUGCGAUUAUACAAGGUUUAACGGGAAAUGAAUUUCUUCAAGUGUACGGUAUGGAUGGCAAGAACAUCACGGAGGUGACUCUGUUCACAAAGUACACGUUUGGCAUGUUGCAAACUUAUGAAGAAAAGGAUAUUUUUGGCUAUACUUUAAAAGAACUUGGAGAACUAGUAAAGAAAGAAAUCAACCAGAUCGUAAAAACGCAUCCAGUAGAAUUUUCAACGAUGGAAUCCUCUAAUAAAAAUGCGAGUAGCAUUCGAAUGCUACCGAAUAAUUCACCACCGGAAGUUGAUGCCGCGUCCAUCAAUCGCCGAUCUGGUCCACCGCCAGCUUUGGUAAUUACGCCAGUUGCACUGUGUUUCGUUGGAACUGUUUGGGGACUAAUUGCAUGGAUUUACCACGCAAGAAAGAAAGCGCGACAGUCUGCGUGGUAAAUAAUGGAUUCGAAGAAUGAACCACAAAAUACGUGAAGGCUACGCCGCAUAUAAAAGUAGAGAGCAAUUUUUUCCGUCUAAUUUUGUGGAAAAAAAUUGAAUUCACGAAGUUUCGCUAAAAAAUUCAAAAUUUCAUGUAAGUGGGGUUCUAUUUACGCUGUGCCCAUGAUGUUAGUUUCGGAAGCUAAGAGGGAGUUACGAAACCAGCAAGGAUCCAUUUGUAGGGUUGGCUCAACUAUUGCCAUGAAAUUAUCUCGUGUUUAUAAAGCACAAAACUAAACAAGAUGUAUACAGCCGCUGUAAAUAUAUUUUACAUUUUUUUAAUUUUGUAAACAUUUUUUUAUAGACAUACGCUUUUUAUUAACUUUUAAGUAUCAUAUAUGUUAAGAGUAUAUUCUCAGAAAGAGCUUUUUUACUUCAUCAUUUGUUGUGAAAGAAAUAUUGUGAAGAAAAUACAAUU